Rhodamnia argentea is the source of this 1623-nucleotide messenger RNA. RefSeq names its product protein NTM1-like 9. The transcript has 4 exons. The record is from RefSeq and is a predicted model, not a curated record. Gene Ontology annotation, molecular function: DNA binding. Gene Ontology annotation, biological process: regulation of DNA-templated transcription. The coding region runs from base 460 to 1422 and encodes 320 amino acids. NCBI's taxonomy places the organism in Eukaryota, Viridiplantae, Streptophyta, Magnoliopsida, Myrtales, Myrtaceae.
UUAAGGGUCGGAAGAACAAGUGAACUUUCCAAAGAAGUUUUGAAACUUGGAGAACAAGUCUGAAAUUUUUCAGUUUAUAACACUUUUUUUUUCCCUCCUUUCGGCAAGCCCUUAUGUAUUCACUGCAACAUUUUUGUUUGUAUGCAAAUGCUUUUAAGGCUUGUGAUGGACUCAAAAAAAGUAGAAAAAAUUAAGAGUUUUCUCUUCCCUCCCUCUGCCCUUUACCCCCACAGUCCUUGUUGAUCUGGAGCGGAUGUUAAGAUGUGGGAUACACUAAACAGUCAAAACAACUUCCUUCUAAGGUUAGACCCUGUGGAAAGCUGGGGUAGCAUCUCUAUUAUAAAUAAGCAUGGAGUACAACUCCAGCAUGAAGUAGUCUGAAGCAAGCUAGCAUUGCUCUCUUCAAAUUUACUUCUCUUUCCGUCAUAGUUAGCAUUUUUAUUCGUUUUAUAUUCUGAGAUGGAAAGUGCAGAAAUUUCAUUAGUCGAUCUUCCGGUGGGAUUCCGAUUCAGACCAACAGAGGAGGAACUUGUCAAUCAUUACCUGAAGUUGAAGAUACUCGGCAACAAAAUGGUCGAGCUGAUAAUUCCCGAGGUUGAUGUCCAUCAAUUGCCACCUUGGGAUUUACCCAGCAAGAUAAAUGAACUAUCAAGUAUUAAAUCAGAUGGUGAUGAAUGGUUCUUCUUCUGCCGUCUGCAAAAUAAGUACCCUCAAAGUAAACAGACUAGAAGGUCAAAUGAUUAUGGGUCGUGGAAGAAAACUGGUGGAACUCGCAAAAUCAGGACACGAGACAAAAAGAACAUAUUAGGUUGGAAGAAAAUUUUGGUUUUCAAAAAAAGUGGAAGUCCCAAAAAUGCCCAGACCAAAUGGGUACUGCAUGAAUAUCACCUAAAUGCUCAUCUUUUGGACAGCAUCCUCACUGACCAGAGUGACUUUGUUCUUAACCACUUGAAGAAAAACCCUGACGAGAAGGGUAAGAAAAAUUCAAAGACUCAGAAGACCAAUAUAGGUCCAUCUAACAUGCCUAAAGAGGGCAUCAUAAGUAGCUGGAACAUGCCCGACGAAGUCAUCAAUGCAAGUAUCUCUAUUAUGCUUCAAGAAGGUGGCAGAAGUAUCUGCAACACACCUGAUGAAGUCAACAACUCAAGUUGCUCCAAUGCAACUCGAGUAACUGCCAAAAGCACGGUACCUGAAGAGAUUCCGAAGGAAUCUUUUGUAGAAGAUGUACAGCAACCACCACUGCCGCCAAUUUUCACACCAGAAUGCAACUCAUCAGGAUGUGAUUUCUCUGCAACUCCAAAGCCACCCACAGAGAACGGGGAGCAAUUGACUCAUGAUUCGUCGUAUCGGGAUUUGGCGUCUUAUUUUGCUGAUUAUGAACAUCUAGAGGAGAUAUUAGGGUUGUUUAACUCAGAUAGCUAGUUCUAGCGUGACCACUCUGGCAUUAUGUAAGCCUUUUUUUGGCUAGGUAAUUGCUGUGCAUCCAUCCUCUGGCUUGGAUGCAGAGUCUUCUAGGGCUGAUAAAGAGUGCCCAAGAAAAGAUAUUCUCCUUGUUGAAAACAAUGCACAUGGAUCAAAUGCAUUCAUUGAUGUACAUUAUUUGCUUAAUGAGUUUUUUUAUUU